Microtus ochrogaster (prairie vole) is the source of this 615-nucleotide messenger RNA. RefSeq names its product keratin-associated protein 13-1-like. The transcript has a single exon. NCBI's taxonomy places the organism in Eukaryota, Metazoa, Chordata, Mammalia, Rodentia, Cricetidae. The record is from RefSeq and is a predicted model, not a curated record. Bases 1 to 615 code for a protein of 204 amino acids.
AUGGCCUACAGCUGCUGCUCUGGAAACUUCUCCUCCCGCUCCUUUAGGCGCUGCCUGCCUUCUUCAAGUUCCUCUUGCAGCUCUUCUUACCCCAGCAACCUGGUCUACACCACUACUAGUUGCUCUCCCAGCACCUGCCAGGUGGCAUCUUCUCUGAACACCAGAUGUCAAGAGACCUGCAUUGAGCCCACCAGCUGCCAGAGGUCCUGCGUGAUGUCCAGCCCAUGCCAGGUGGAAUCCUCUGUGAACACCGGCUGUCAGGAGACCUGCAUUGAGCCCACCAGCUGCCAGAGGUCCUGUGUGGUGACCAAACCCUGCCAGACAGCCUGCUACUACCCGAGGAGCUCCACACCUUGCAGUCCCUGCCAGGGAACAUAUGCUGAAUCUCUGAGCUUUGGAUCCAGCAGCUGCCGUUCCCUGGGCUAUGGAUCUAGAAGCUGCUACUCAAGGGGCUGUGGAUCCAGUGGCUUCAAAUCCCUGAAUGGUGAAAUCUAUGGCUUCCCUUCCCUGAGUUAUGGGUCCAGAUUCUGCUACCCACUCUACUUGCCUUCUACUGUAUUUCCACCUUACUGCUAUACCUCAACCUGUGGAUAUCCUUUUGGAUACAGCUGUUAA